UACUUCACUCUCACCUGCUCAUUAACACGUUUUCACAGUGGGACACAGCAUUUUUUCAGCCGAAAAUGCGACUUUUGAAUAUUAUAGUAACAUAAGUGUACACAGCUUGUAGCCUAAAACUGCAUAUAGUAAGUAGCACAAGGACGAUUUGAUGAAAACAAACUGCACACAGUUCGAGUUACAGUAACAUGAGACGAAUGUGUUGGGUUUAUUGUUCAUGUAUAUUUAGGGUGUGGUAAAGUACGUUAUAAUAAAAAUCCUAGCCACAAGAACUCAUUCAUCUGUGACUAGGAGGCAACUCGUCUUUCGAGGAAUAGGUUGUGAAAAUGGAGUCUUUGUCUGCAGCAAACACCCAAUUCUCUCUCAAUGUGUUUAAGAAGAUCAGUGAGAUAAACACUAGUGGAAAAAAUGUCUUCUACUCUCCUCUCAGCAUCUCCUCGGCUCUGGCCAUGGUGUCACUUGGGGCUAAAGGAAACACAAAAGAUCAGAUCAUACAGGUUCUGUGUCUUAAAAAAUCUGGACCAGAUACUAAGACAGCUGAUCAGGAGGAUCUCAUUCAUUCCAGCUACAACAAACUCAUGAGCGAGUUGAACGAACCAGGAGUCCCAUAUAUGUUGAGUCUUGCCAAUCGUCUGUAUGGAGAGAAAUCCUAUCAGUUUAUUGAUAAAUUCAUUAGUGAGUCACAGAAAUACUACCAGGCUGGACUGGAGUCUGUGGACUUCAUAAAAAACUCAGAAGCUGCACGCAUCAACAUCAACAACUGGGUGGAGGAAAACACACAAGGAAAGAUCAAGGAUUUGGUGGCUGUGGGGUUCCUCAAUGAUUCAACACGUUUGGUUUUGGUGAACGCCAUCUACUUCAAAGGGACCUGGGACACAAUAUUCCAAAAGAAAGACACUGUUGAUCAACAGUUUAAAGUGAACAAGAAUGAAACUAAACCAGUGAAGAUGAUGAAUCAGACGGCACACUUUUCUCUGACCUUCAUCGCAGAGGUGAACAGUCAGAUCCUGGAGCUGCCGUAUAUCGGGAGGAAUCUGAGUAUGUUGAUCAUCCUUCCAAAUGAGAUUGAAGACGACACCACUGGACUUCAGAAGCUGGAGAAAACACUGACCUAUGAGAAGCUCAUGGAGUGGACCAAACCUGAAAACAUGACUUUUGCAAAAGUAGAGAUAUCUCUGCCUAGAUUCAAGCUGGAACAAACUUAUGACAUGAAGAAUCUACUGGUGAGACUGGGAAUGGUGGAUGCUUUUGACAUGGGGAAGGCAAAUUUUUCAGGCAUGUCCUCCAAAAAUGAUCUGGUGGUGUCUGGGGUGAUUCAUAAAUCCUUUGUUGAAGUCAAUGAAGAGGGAACAGAAGCAGCAGCGGUAACUGGUCUUGUCAUGACGACCUGUAGUAGAUACUAUACCCCUCCAAAGAUCUUCAAUGCUGAUCAUCCCUUCCUGUUCUUCAUCCGACACAAUACCACCAACACCAUUAUUUUUUAUGGACGCUUGUGCUCACCAUGAGCUCCUCCUGCUGGUUUGACCUUCUGAAGAGCUCUAGACUGGGGUUAUGGUCAUGAGCUGUCUACUGUAUCUCAUAUCUAAUAAAAGGUUUCGGUGUAUAAGAACAGUUUAUAAAUGGAAAUGUUGUGUUUAUAUACUGAAUAUAACCAAAUGUUUGUUUCCCUAUGCUUGCAUAAAAUGCACUUCAUUACAAAUGCUAUUAAACAACUUUAAGAAUUGAACUAAACAUGUCUGUGACAGAUACUUUACGUUACGCAAG
This is a messenger RNA of Paramisgurnus dabryanus, 1764 nucleotides long. The record is from RefSeq and is a predicted model, not a curated record. NCBI's taxonomy places the organism in Eukaryota, Metazoa, Chordata, Actinopteri, Cypriniformes, Cobitidae.